AGAAGAGAAGAGAGAGAGAGAGAGGGAGUGGGUCUGUGGGGUUCAAGGAGAAUAGAAAGAGAGAGAGAGAGAGAGGAGAGAGAGAAAGCCACGUGCACUGAUAUACAGCAGGUGGAGCCGCCGUCGUUGUCUCCGAUGAGGGCUUGAACGCGGUUCCAAGUGAAGUAUGAUGAUGGUAAUGAGAACUGAACAAGAGCAUACUGAGACUGAAGGCAGUAAGACAAAGAAGAAGAAGAGACAAGAUGGAACAUCUCGCCCGGCGUGCUCUUGGGUGCAUUUUAGCCGUGAAUUUAUCAAGGAGUACACUGCUACCCAUCCCGAAUCUUCAGGCUUGAAAGUGGCCACAAAAGCUGCCUCAGAUGCAUGGAAAUUAAUGACUCCAGAAGAAAAGGCAAAAUACACUAAUCGAGCUCGUGAAGUAUGGGAUAAGUACUUGAGCACUACACCAGCUCGUACUCCCAAGCCAAGAAGACAGACCAAACUUGUUACAAGGUGCUCACCUGGCCGAUUAUUAAAUGUGUUGCAAAGACUAACUCCUGACCAAAGGGAUGCUGUAAAGAGCAUGGGAUUUGGUAGUAUCCUUAAUCUCAAAUGCCGCACUCUUCGCCGCAGUUUGUGCCUCUGGUUAUUGGAGAAGUUCAAUACCGUUAGGCGAAGCUUAGAGAUUUGUGGCGAGCGCAUACCUUUAACUGCUCGAGAUGUUGAACUGGUGAUGGGAUUGUCAUCGAGUGGGAAAGAUGUGGUUAACUCUGGACCGGAUGAGUUAAUUGCUGAGUUACGCAAAAAUUACAACGCAACGAAUCGUGGGAUUUCUGUGCGGUUAUUGGAGGAGAGGUUAGCAGUACCAGAAGCUGGAGAAGAUUUUCAAAGAUCCUUUCUCCUUUAUGUGUUGGGCACUCUUCUGUGCCCCACAGCAAGACUGGAUGUUAGCCCAUCGUUUCUCCAUUUCUUGACGAACAUGGAAGUUGUCCACCAAUAUAACUGGGGGAAGUUUUUACUUGACCGGCUAGUUCGAGAGGUAGCCCGUUAUCGUCAAGGAAAGCAACGUGCAGUUGGUGGUUGUCUUUUGUUUCUACAGCUCUUUUACUACGAGAGUGUUGCUGUUGGAGAACCCUCUGAACUAUCGCCUGCUAUUUUUCCAUGCCUAGCCUCUUGGGGUGAAGAAGAAAUUAGCGAGAGAGAAAAGCAAGAGAGAGAGCUUGGAGGCUAUGGAUGCGGAGAGGUGGUUUGCAAAGAAAGAGGCUUAGGGAUGGGAACGCUGGCUUUUAGAAAUCAGCCAGACAGCAUUCAUUCGGCAUUAAUGCAACCAGAGCUUGAAAAUUAUGCUCUACUUGAGCAAGGGUAUCAGGUUGUCGGGGAAGAUCAACUCAACGGAGGCAUGUUUACGGCAGAGGAGAAUAUUCCGAUGAGUGGCAACGAGGGCAACAAUGCCGUCUGUGUGGACAUCGAAAUAGCAGACCCCGUUCGAGCACCAUGCAGAAACGCGCAGUACGGCUGUGAAGAAAUCGUCGACUACACCAAAAGAAAAGAGCACGAAAGUCUCUGCAUUUCUUCGCCAUGUGCUUGCCCGCUCCAAAAGUGCCACUUCAUCGGCUCAUCCGCACAGCUGUCGGAGCAUUUCAGCGGCAAGCAUUGGGAUUCGGGCAGGCGUUUUCAGUACAACAGCCCUUUAGCCAUAACCUUAAACAAGAACGAAGCCUUUUUAGUACUACAGUCCGAAAAAGACGGUGCACUCUUUCUCCUCAGUAAAGGAACAGAGAGCAUCGGCUACACUGUGAUGAUAACCUGCAUAAACCCUAGCUCUUCGAGCGAACAGUACUUGUACGACGUCGUGUCUGAAAGAGGGAACACAUGUCUGAGAUUGAAGUCGUACACUAAUAAUUACCCGGGUAGGGUCGAAGGCUCCCCGCCCGUGGAUUUCCUCCUUGUUCCGUUUGAUUUUGUGGGGCCCACUGGCAAGCUGGAUUUGGAGAUGUGUAUAUGGAACUCGACUGAUAUAGGCGCUGAUUGAAGUUUUUGAUUGGCUUAAUAAAGGUUGCUCACUCUCUCUCUCUCUCUCUAAAUUGUUCGUGAAAGGUGUACUUAUCGGAUUUCGGGAAAGGGUUUUUUUGUUCUUCGUUUUUUCUAAAUCAUAUAUAUGUCUGUUUGUUGUACAUUUAGUCAGGUAGGUGUACAAUAGAGGCUGGCUGGCUGACUCAAGAAGAGGAUUGUUCCUUUUUCUUGUUUUACUUCUUUUUUUAUUUAUUUAUGAAUUACAAAGGUUACAAAUCUUCUUUGACUUGUGCCGUUUUAAGUUAUGUUUUGGGGGAUACAUUUUGUAGAUGUGGUUACUUUUGCAGCUAUAAGAGUAAUACAUACUUUCUAUUGAAUGCUU
Molecule: messenger RNA, 2374 nt
Organism: Erythranthe guttata (spotted monkey flower)
Lineage: Eukaryota; Viridiplantae; Streptophyta; Magnoliopsida; Lamiales; Phrymaceae
Molecular function (GO): zinc ion binding
Source: RefSeq, a predicted model, not a curated record